Messenger RNA from Menidia menidia (Atlantic silverside), 1756 nucleotides. The record is from the annotation of a GenBank genome assembly. NCBI's taxonomy places the organism in Eukaryota, Metazoa, Chordata, Actinopteri, Atheriniformes, Atherinopsidae.
AUGCGUCAGGCGUGUCGGCCUGAGGCGAGGCGGGGUGCGAGUGGCUGCCAUCCGAUAGGGGGGCGGCGGUCCGUCAGUCGGAUGGAAAGUGAGGAGGCUCAGCAGGCCGUGGAGAUAAGCGGUUCCUCAGCAGCAGCCCGGGAGGAUGUCUUCCCAAAAGCUCCAGCUCUGAGCGAUCGGAGGAGGGGGUUUCAGCAGCCGGAGACCUGGAAGUGUCAGCGUCGUGGGUUGGCGAGACCCCUUUGUCCCGUUUCCGGGCCAACGAAAGCACGGCCCAGUGGCACCCCGGAGUCGGAGGGAAUCGGGCCGGAUUUUGGGGCGUCGGUGCGGUUUUCGGGGGUCGUGGCAGGUGACGCGCUCCGCUCUAAUUGGGUCGGGCGGCACGAGGUGGUUAAGACUCCGAGCAAAGCCAAGGUUCAGAGGUUCAGGCCAGGAGAAACGAAAGCGGUUUUCUUCACCUCCCGAACCCUUGCUCGUCUUCCCCAGGGCGGCCGGGUGUUCUCGGGGAUCCAGCCCACCGGAGUCCCCCACCUGGGGAACUACCUGGGGGCCCUGGAGAACUGGGCGGCCUUGCAGGGGCGGUUCCCCUCAGUACUCUACAGCAUCGUGGACCUCCACUCCAUCACCCAGCCCCAGGACCCCGCCCAGCUCCGCAGCAACGUGCUGGACAUGGCGGCCAGUCUGCUGGCCUGCGGGAUCGACCCGGAGAAGGCCAUUCUCUUCCAGCAGUCCCAGGUGUCGGAGCACGCGGAGCUCUCCUGGAUCCUGGGCUGCCUGACCAGCAUGCCCCGUCUGAGACACCUCCCCCAGUGGAAGAUGAAGAGCAAGCAGCGGAGCGAGGGCAGCGUGGGCCUCUACACCUACCCCGUCCUGCAGGCCGCCGACAUCCUCCUCUACAAGUCCACUCACGUCCCCGUGGGAGAGGACCAGGUCCAGCACCUGGAGCUGGCCCAGGACCUGGCCCGCAUCUUCAACCAUCGCUACGGCGAGCUGUUCCCCGAACCCCGCGCGCUGCUCAGUUCCACGCAGAAAGUCAAAUCCCUCCGCGACCCGUCGGUCAAAAUGUCCAAGUCGGACCCCCACGCCAUGGCCACCAUCUCCGUCACCGACUCCCCCGAGGACAUCGCCCUCAAGAUCCGCCGCGCCGUCACCGACUUCACCUCCGAGGUGACCUACGACCCCGAGGCCCGGCCGGGCGUGUCCAACCUGGUGCUGAUCCACGCCGCCGCCGCGGGGGUCGGCGUCCCCGAGGCGGUGGCCCAGGCCCGGGGGCUCAGCACGGCCGCCUACAAGGGCCUGGUCAGCGAGGCGGUGGUCCAGAGGCUGGCGCCCAUCCGGGAGGAGAUCCGGAGGCUGAGGGAGGACCCCCCCCACCUGCAGGCGCUGCUGGCCCGGGGGGGAGACAGGGCCCGGGAGAUGGCCGCGCCCGUGCUGGCGGAGGUCCGGCGGAGGGUGGGCUUCAGCUGAGGAGACCCCCCCCCACCCCCCCCCGGGGCCUGCCCGGGCCGGGCCCCCCCGUUUCCAGGGACUCCUUCUUUAAGACUCCGGAGCACAGCUCCACACUUGACUUAUUUAUGAACUCCCCCCGAUGUUUGACUCUACUUCCAACACUUUUUACAGGAUUUUUGUCUGUUUUUUGACUGUUUUCAGCCCAAUCUAAAAUCUCCGAAAAACAAUAAAAAAAACAGCUGGAAAUGUGUGUGUUCAGUGUGUACCGGUCUCAUUAUUCAUACACAAAUGUGGAGGUUGUUGUUUG